Messenger RNA from Mus caroli (Ryukyu mouse), 3726 nucleotides. The record is from RefSeq and is a predicted model, not a curated record. Lineage: Eukaryota; Metazoa; Chordata; Mammalia; Rodentia; Muridae.
CCAGAGCACCGCAGCAGCCAGGCACCCUAAGAAGUGGACCGAGCUGCAAAGCAAUUGGAUCAGGCUCAGUCAUGGACCGGAAGGUGGCCCGAGAAUUCCGACACAAGGUGGAUUUCCUAAUUGAAAAUGACGCAGAGAAGGACUAUCUUUAUGAUGUGCUGCGGAUGUAUCACCAGACCAUGGAUGUGGCUGUGCUCGUGGGAGACCUGAAGCUGGUCAUCAAUGAACCCAACCGCCUGCCGCUGUUUGAUGCCAUCCGACCCCUGAUCCCACUGAAGCACCAGGUGGAGUAUGACCAGCUGACACCCCGACGAUCCAGGAAACUGAAGGAGGUACGCUUGGACCGUCUGCACCCAGAAGGUCUCGGCCUCAGCGUGCGUGGAGGCCUGGAAUUUGGCUGUGGACUCUUUAUCUCCCACCUCAUCAAAGGUGGCCAGGCAGACAGCGUUGGGCUGCAGGUAGGGGAUGAAAUUGUCCGGAUCAACGGCUAUUCCAUCUCUUCCUGUACCCAUGAGGAAGUCAUCAACCUGAUCCGCACCAAGAAGACCGUAUCCAUCAAAGUGAGACACAUCGGACUGAUCCCUGUGAAGAGCUCUCCUGAGGAGUCCCUCAAAUGGCAGUAUGUGGAUCAGUUCGUGUCAGAAUCUGGGGGUGUGCGAGGUGGCUUGGGCUCACCUGGCAAUCGGACCACCAAGGAGAAGAAGGUGUUUAUCAGUCUAGUGGGCUCUCGGGGCCUGGGCUGCAGCAUCUCCAGUGGCCCCAUCCAGAAGCCUGGCAUCUUCGUCAGCCACGUGAAGCCUGGCUCCCUGUCUGCAGAGGUGGGAUUAGAGACAGGAGACCAGAUUGUGGAAGUCAACGGCAUAGACUUCACCAACCUGGACCACAAGGAGGCUGUGAAUGUCCUGAAGAGCAGCCGCAGCCUGACCAUCUCCAUCGUUGCUGGAGCCGGACGGGAGCUGUUCAUGACGGACCGGGAACGGCUGGAGGAGGCACGGCAGCGUGAGCUGCAACGGCAGGAACUCCUCAUGCAGAAGCGGCUGGCCAUGGAGUCCAACAAGAUCCUCCAGGAGCAGCAGGAGAUGGAGCGCCAGAGGAGAAAGGAGAUCGCCCAGAAGGCUGCCGAGGAGAAUGAGAGAUACCGGAAGGAGAUGGAACAGAUCUCGGAGGAGGAAGAGAAGUUUAAGAAGCAGUGGGAAGAAGACUGGGGUUCAAAGGAGCAGCUCGUUCUGCCUAAGACCAUCACCGCAGAGGUGCACCCAGUGCCCCUUCGCAAGCCCAAGUAUGAUCAGGGAGUGGAGCCUGCAGACCACUUGGAUGGAAGCACAAAGGAGCAGAGACAGCAGAAAGCAAAGGAGAAGAAGAAAGCCAAGUACGAUAGCCUGCAGGACCUGAGGAAGAACAAGAAGGAACUCGAGUUUGAACAAAAGCUCUACAAAGAGAAGGAAGAGAUGCUGGAGAAGGAGAAGCAGCUGAAGAUCAAUCGGCUGGCCCAGGAGGUGUCUGAGACUGAGCGGGAAGACCUUGAGGAAUCGGAAAAGACCCAGUAUUGGGUGGAGAGGCUCUGUCAGACGCGCCUCGAGCAGAUUUCCUCUGCUGAGAAUGAGAUUCCUGAGAUGACCACAGGGCCCCCACCUCCCCCACCUUCUGUGUCUCCUCUGGCCCCACCCUUGAGACGAUUCGCUGGUGGGAUCCACCUCCACACCACUGACCUGGAUGACAUCCCUCUGGACAUGUUCUACUACCCCCCCAAGACUCCCUCAGCACUGCCCGUGAUGCCCCACCCUCCACCCGUCAACCCACAUUCCAAGGUUCCCGCGCCCCCUGUGCUUCCCUCAUCAGGUCACAUGAGCAGCUCAUCCUCACCAUGGGUGCAACGCACUCCACCCCCAAUCCCCAUUCCUCCCCCUCCAUCCAUUCCCACCCAAGACCUCACUCCUACCCGCCCAUUGCCCUCAGCACUAGAAGAGGCCCUGGGCAACCACCCCUUCCGCACUGGGGACCCAGGCCAUCCAGCAGAUGACUGGGAGGCAAACACCCACAGUGGGAAGCCCUCCAGCUCCCCCACCACUGAGCGGAGCUUCCCACCCGCCCCAAAGGUGUCAUGUGCUGUCCUGCAUGCGUGUGCCUUCUACUGAUUUUGAAGUCCUGUGUUUACAUGGUGAAUUGCUGUGGCCAUGAAAUGAGCAACAGUGAGUCUGUCAGGUCCGUGUCAGCAGCCUCUGAUGAUGUUAGCCCCUGAGCUAGUGAAUGCUGGUGGCCUGCAGGGUAGUGCUCUCUGGUUGUGUGGAAUAGCCAGCUGUGUCUUCAUAGGGACCAAGAAGUCCUCAUGUGUAGGAAGUGAGCCCCUGGUUCAACUGGAGAAGGGGUGCGUGGGGGAAAGCUGGGGCGUACCUAGCUCUGAAAAUAAAGGGUAGUCUUAGGACACUCCAGCGCCUUUCCCACAACACGAGCUGGCAGCACCGGCCUGGUGUGUAAUCGUCAGACACGUCUGGCCGGGACCCAAGUUAGAAACCCUGAAGAUGAGAGACUUCUUAGAAGUUCUCAACUAUUAAAAGACAAGAAAUGUUUUUCUUGGAUGUUGACAGAUUGAGCGGCGGUAUUUUCAGAAAGAUCUAUUUCCCAUCAAUUGAUCUUUAUUCAAAGACUGCUUUGGAAGAGUCGGUCCCUGGGCACCAUGUGAGACUUUUGAGCCUAGUAGACAGUGGUCAGGUCCGACUCAACUGAGGAGGCUCCAGUCCACUGGGGGUGAAGGGCUGCAGGGGUGAGGGCUGCAGGGAGAGGGGCUGAGGAUGAGGGGCUGCACAGUGUUGGCAGCACCUCCCCAGUGGCUUUCAUCGGCCUCCCACUCAGUAUCCCAAAGGGAGCGUGUAUUUAGUAGAUUAGAUCACUCAAGGGCAUCAAGGAGAUGCCAGGUGCCUGCUGCUGACUGGCUGACAGUCACGGCUGGAGGAUCACAGGUGGACUGGAAUACUAUGGACCUCUAGUGUGGGGCCUUGAUUCCUAGACCUCAGAUAGGGAGAGAGAUGUCUCCUCACUCUGGGAACAUCUCCCCAGAGCUCAACCAGACAUCAGGUUUAAGAGACUGUGUUAGCCUGGCACGGAGGGACCCAUCCUUCUCUGUAAGUGACCCCAGAAGAUAUGCAGUAGCUUUUCCCUAACAAAUCUGAUUCAGAGAUCUGAGGCCAGGCUCAGGCCUUGCAGCUCUUGGUAGAUGGAGCAGAGCUGAAGAAGAUUCCAAGCAGCAACUUUCCAGGGAUUUAACUUUUGAAGGGAGAGCAUCUAUAUAUAUAUGGGUCUUCUCUACGCUAGCACAGCCUACAUGCUCCAGCUGAGGAUACCUCUGCCUUGCUGGGACUUAGAGCUGAACCUUGAGGGGUACAGUACAUGAGGGGCAGAGGAAGGGCUCCAGAGCAGCAAGAAACCUAGUGAUGGCAGGGGAGACAGUAACAAGUCAGACCUUGGCUUAUGGAUCAUAUUCUGCUGUUCCCUGGCUAAAUGACUUCGGGUACCUGAUACUCCAUCUCUGUGAGCCUGGACACCCUGGUCUCACUGCAUAGGAACGCAAUGGUACCUAUCUACUGUGAGAACCAGACAAGUUAAUGCAUGAAGGGGGAGGUGGGUGGCAUAUAGUCUGUAAUCCCAGCACUCCGAAGUCUGAGGCAGGAGGAUCACAGAAUGUGAGUACAACCUGAUCUACACAAUAAUUUCAGAACAGUCUGGGCUACA